AAGAGGAAGAAGAGGAUGAUGAUGAUGAAGAAGAAGAGGAUGAUGAAGAAGAGGAGGAUGAUGAUGAUAAAAGAAGAAGAGGAUGAUGAUGAUGAAGAAGAAGAGGAUGAUGAAGAAGAAGAGGAUGAUGAUGAAGAAGAAGAGGAAGAAGAUGAUGAAGAAGAAGAAGAUGAUGAAGAAGAGGAUGAUGAUGAAGAAGAAGAAGAGGAUGAUUAUGAUGAUGAAGAAGAAGAUGAUGAUGAAGAAGAAGAAGAGGAUGAGGAUGAAGAAGAAGAAAUA
Staurois parvus is the source of this 279-nucleotide messenger RNA. The record is from the annotation of a GenBank genome assembly. Lineage: Eukaryota; Metazoa; Chordata; Amphibia; Anura; Ranidae.